UCAACGUAGAAGAAGAAAAGAAGCUAAAGAAGAAGAAGAAGAAACAUGGAACUUCAGGUGGGAUUUGAACCGAUGGCCUUGGGUUCUCCUUUGUCUCCUAAACCAGCCUCUGGAGCUCAGUUUCUGCCCGGAUUCCUGAUGGGUGACCUUCCAGCUCCAGCUAGCCCCCAGCCCCGCCCAUUCAGCCUGGCCACACCCACUGUGGAGAGCAGCACAGCAGCAGCUGGUUCCACUCCCCAGCACGUCAUCCCCACACCCAAGGACAACAAAAGUGGAGCCCCGCCUGUUCGCAGUAUCCAUGAUGACCUGGUUGCUGUGACCUUGCCCCUCAGUGCACGCAAGCAGGGUUUUCCAGUUGUCCAGUCUCCACUGUCUGCACAUCAGGUCUGGAGUCCAGGAGCAGGUGUGCAGCAGUUGUGUCUGUCUCCAGCCCAGGUGGAUCCGUUCUACAGUCAGGGAGAGACGCUGUCGUCUGAUGAUCAGCUGGACCAGACCUGGGUCACGGUCUUUGGGUUCCCGCCGGCCUCGGCCUCUUACAUCCUGCUGCAGUUUACUCAGUAUGGAAACAUCUUGAAGCACACGAUGGCGUCUCCUGGUAACUGGAUGCAUCUUCAGUAUCAGUCAAAGCUUCAAGCCAGAAAGGCUCUGUCCAAAGAUGGAAAAGUGUUUGGAGACACCAUCAUGGUGGGAGUCAAACCCUGCAUCGAUAAGAGUGUGAUGGAGGACACUGAGGUCCUCUCUCCUCCCUUCUCCUCCUCUAUUCCUCACUCCUCCAUCAGACCGCUCAGCAGCGCCGUCUACAGGACCUCCAGCACAGACUACCAGGUGGUGACAGACAGACAGACACCAAGGAAGGAUGACAGCUUUGUUUCUAAGGCGAUGGAGUACAUGUUUGGAUGGUGACCCCUCACAUUGCAUCAUGGGAUAUGUGCAGCCUUUACCAGACAGAUAAAUUAUUCAGUGUUUCUGCUAACAAGGUCUAUUCUUUAUGUUUAAGGUUUUUAUGUGUGCUAAUAAUGCAAUAAAGUUUUCUCUUUUUUAA
Messenger RNA from Thalassophryne amazonica, 1042 nucleotides. It is a transcript of the gene nup35, whose product is annotated as nucleoporin 35. Lineage: Eukaryota; Metazoa; Chordata; Actinopteri; Batrachoidiformes; Batrachoididae. Gene Ontology annotation, molecular function: single-stranded DNA binding; phospholipid binding; structural constituent of nuclear pore. Bases 46 to 903 code for a protein of 285 amino acids. Gene Ontology annotation, cellular component: nuclear pore nuclear basket; nuclear pore central transport channel; nuclear membrane. Gene Ontology annotation, biological process: nuclear pore organization; NLS-bearing protein import into nucleus; regulation of DNA-templated transcription. The transcript has 9 exons. The record is from RefSeq and is a predicted model, not a curated record.